AUGAUGAGCAGCUACCCGGACGGCGAGGAGGACACGGUGGCGCUGCUGGCUCAUGACACCAGCGGCAGCAAGGAACAUGAGCGGGGCAAAGAAGAGCUGAGCGCCGAGAAGGGGCCCGAGAAGCCGGACCCCUCUCAGAAACCCCCCUACUCGUACGUGGCCCUAAUCGCCAUGGCCAUCCGGGAGAGCGCGGAGAAGAGGCUCACACUGUCCGGAAUCUACCAGUACAUCAUCAGCAAGUUCCCUUUCUACGAAAAGAAUAAGAAGGGCUGGCAGAACAGCAUCCGCCACAACCUCAGCCUCAAUGAGUGCUUCAUCAAGGUGCCCCGGGAGGGCGGAGGCGAGCGCAAGGGCAACUACUGGACUCUGGAUCCCGCCUGCGAGGAUAUGUUCGAGAAGGGCAACUACCGCAGGAGACGAAGGAUGAAACGGCCUUUCCGGCCGCCCCCAACCCACUUCCAGCCCGGCAAGACCCUCUUCAGCCCCGACAGCUACGGCUACCUCUCCACGCCCAAGUACUUGCAGUCCACCUUCAUGAACAAUUCCUGGCCGCUGGCGCAGCCCCCUGCGCCCAUGCCCUACGCCUCCUGCCAGAUGUCUGGCGGGAACGUCAGUCCCGUCAAUGUGAAAGGACUCUCGGGCCCGGCGUCCUACAGCCCUUACUCGCGGGUACAGAGCAUGGCACUGCCCAGCAUGGUGAACUCCUACAAUGGCAUGGGCCACCACCACCACCCGCACGCUCACCACCCACAGCAGCUCAGCCCGGCAAGCUCCGCGCCGCCCACAGCCCCGUCCGCGAACGGAGCCGGCCUCCAGUUCGCCUGCGCCCGCCAGCCCGCCGAGCUAUCUAUGAUGCACUGUUCCUACUGGGAGCACGACAGCAAACAUAGCGCCCUGCACUCCCGCAUAGACAUCUAG
This is a messenger RNA of Indicator indicator, 918 nucleotides long. It is a transcript of the gene FOXL2, whose product is annotated as forkhead box L2. Bases 1 to 918 code for a protein of 305 amino acids. Gene Ontology annotation, biological process: cell differentiation; regulation of transcription by RNA polymerase II; anatomical structure morphogenesis. The transcript has a single exon. The record is from RefSeq and is a predicted model, not a curated record. Gene Ontology annotation, molecular function: RNA polymerase II cis-regulatory region sequence-specific DNA binding; DNA-binding transcription factor activity, RNA polymerase II-specific. Lineage: Eukaryota; Metazoa; Chordata; Aves; Piciformes; Indicatoridae.